Messenger RNA from Anoplophora glabripennis (Asian longhorned beetle), 1636 nucleotides. RefSeq lists its product as uncharacterized. Lineage: Eukaryota; Metazoa; Arthropoda; Insecta; Coleoptera; Cerambycidae. The record is from RefSeq and is a predicted model, not a curated record. The transcript is spliced from 2 exons. Bases 172 to 498 code for a protein of 108 amino acids.
AGUAAUAGCACAUAUCUAAGUAAUAGGUAGAAAUGAUUUUCGUGUAAUGCAUAAAGCUAAAAACUGUGUUAAUAAGAGCGACUUAUCUGCAACAAAUGCAAUAUUUUAUUCAGUAAUUUCUAUCACAGCACAGACACAGAUCAAGGUUACUUCUAAUUACAAGUACAAAAUAUGACAUUUAAAGAAAUGGAUGGAGCCAGGUACGAAAAAGGUGGAGACGUAGGUAGCAAGGGCGUUGGAUUCCAAAUUGGCCUCCUGACGGUGUCUCUUCUGAAUGCCCUGCAGAGAAUCCGCAAUUGGAGACUGUCUACGGAAAAUAAACGGGCGGGAAAAUUUGACGAUGUGGUGCUGGAAUGGCCAGAAGGCUCAGUUUUGCUGCAGGCUAAACACAAGAAGAAGAGGAAGAUCACUUUGGAGGAAUUGCUUUCUACUAACUCAAGAAACGACGAUUUCAGUCUGCCCAAAUAUUUUCUCUCAUACCAAGAAAUCAAAAAUUAAUUUAAAGUGAAAAAUGUGGUUAUCUGUACUAAUGCGAGUGUCCAUGAGAGGGUCUUGGAAUUUUUAGACAGUCGAAGAAUAUGUUCCUGAAGCAUGUUAUACUGCGCUGAUGAUGAGUAUUCAUUUUAUAAGUUUAAUGUAGAGAUUUUACCUUGGUUUAAAACAAAGCGUUAAAAUAUAUGUAGAAAAAUAUUGUCAAUUUUUUCAACAACAGUCAUAAAAUGUUGAUGUGACAAAAAGACAGUUUAGGUAACUGUAUCGAAAAAGACUUUUGAUCUAGGACACUUAUUUAAUUGAAAAAAUUUUAGAAUUCAAACUGAUCAACUAGCAUUAUUUUCUUUGUUUGAAAAUUGCAAAUUGUGGUUCAUUUCAGACGUGGAGGUAAUUUUUUAAAAUCAUAUAUUCUAUAGCUCCAAUUAAGGUUGAAAAGUUAUUUUUUGAUUCAAUUUUCAAGUAUCGAUGCUGAUGGAGCAAUUGAAUGAAAAUAAAAUUCAUUGAUUCUUAUUUUUAUGCAAAGAUGGAUUAUAUUUAAAUUACACCAUCUUCAUGUUUGGAGUGAAGUCAAUCCUCGAUGAGUCGGACCAUCUUCCUUUCAGCAAGUUUAAUAGAAAUGUGUGGAAGGGUGUUUUAAGUAAUAACCUCUGUGGACACCAUAUUGUGUCAUUGUUGAAAUGGGAAUUUAAUUCUGGAAAACUCCCCGAUGUGCUUGAAUAUGUUCCCUUAAAUUUUGCAAAGAGAGCUGGAUGCAAUUGGAUGGUGCACUUGCACAUUACGGAAGGCAAGUACGGCAGUUGUUGGAUGAGAAUCCUCGUCGACAGAUUGAACAGCAACCCAACAACCACCCAAAUGUGUGGAUUUUUUGCGAAGGACCAGCGGCUUGGCCGCCACUCUCGCCAGAUCUGAAUCCUUUGGAUUAUUUCAUUUAUACACCAGUAAACACCCAUAAGGAAUUGAUCCAGGAUAAGGCAUGCUUUUAAUAAAAUAAAAAACAAUCCUGUUCAAAUAGCAGCUGCGGUUAAUACACUAGUUCGUCGAUACCAAAAUUGUAUUGAGGCAGGAGAAAUGAACUUUGAGCAAUUAUUGUCAUUUUUUAGUAAUUGAUAAAUUUGUUGUAAAGUAGUUGUUAUUAAAUUUAUGU